Messenger RNA from Echinostoma caproni, 1812 nucleotides. NCBI's taxonomy places the organism in Eukaryota, Metazoa, Platyhelminthes, Trematoda, Plagiorchiida, Echinostomatidae. The record is from the annotation of a GenBank genome assembly.
AUGUCCUCACCACUCUCGGAAGAUUCAUAUGCCCACGGAGAUGUGGACACUGACGAUGGUAUUUUGAAUUACUGUUUAACCGUUUUUAACUAUCCAGUCGAUAAAGACAACUUGGAGACAUACGAUGAGGUUGCGGUAGAGGAAAACACAUCUUGUGAACAGGAAGUUGAGGAUCUUCACCAAUCAACAGAGACGACAGUGUCCGAAACCGGUGCACUGCCCUUAUCUGAUUCAGUUGCAACCGAGCGCAGUGAUAGCUGCAAUAAUGAUGAACACUGUGCGCAACAGGAUCUCCAAUCUUUGAAUCACGUUGAAGAGCCAGAUGACAUCAACACUGUGCCUCGCUCCGACGGAGGCGGAGAUGCCAAUGCAAAUAACCAAGAAGAAAACACGCACAUAACGGACGAAUUUGAUCGAAGUGCUAUACAUCAAGACAUGUCAGAUGAUGUUGAUCCAUUUGAGGAACGAUGCGAACCUGUGGAAACUACCGGACAACAAAAAGUAGCCAUAUCUCCUAUUGAGUGGGAUCGAAUUUCUGAUGACGAAAGUGAAAACCGAGAUGAAUUGCACGUAGAUGCUCCAAGCGACGAGUUUUACAGGGAGGAAGAAGACCAAAAGCAAUCUCGGAGCGUUGCUGCCUCUUCGCAUUCACCUGAAAAAGUGGUAGAGACAGAUGUUAAGUCACCGCUACCUAUUCCUAAGGGGAUAUUCAAGCGCGAGCUACCGUUUUCAAAAACCGGUCACCUUACAAAUCCUUGGAAUGACAAUAAGCCUGUAAAGAUAGGCAGAGACGGACAGGAAAUCGAAGGUUCCGUUGGAGAGGCAUUGUGUCGUCUUUUCUUUGACGAUUCCUUGGAAGAUUCCAGUACGAAACAACAACCUCGCACAACGACCGAAGAAUCUCGUCGCAACCCAUUCGAGCGAUUGGGACGACCGAUUUCUCGCCUUGGUCAAAACGGGAACGUCACUGGCAGUGGUGGUUCACGACAAUCUAGUUCCGUCGGCCUCCUUGGUGAUGCUUCAGGAACUGGACGUUAUUCGGGAGGCGAGAGGUGUAACGUGCUUGGAUUUACCGGCCUAUCCACACUGCCUUCUGGCGGAGCUCCACCACCACUGAUGCAAGUCAACGCCGCUGCGGCCGCAAUGGCAGCUGCAGCGGCUAUGGCAGCUAUUAAAUCGUCAGGUGCCUCGAACCUUGGUAAUCUUGGACGAACCGGAUCUUCAGCUUUAACUUCAACUAUCAAUAACACCUUACGAUUGCCUUCUCAACCGGCAAUCCCAGGUCUGCUUUCACAUCUUUCCAUGUCAAACAAUGCAUUCACACGCCUAACCUCUGGGGGUUCCGGGAUUCAAACGGGAGGGAUCUUACCUCUUCUGCAGCAACAGCCUGUUCGUCUGUCCGGUCCUACAUCCGGUACUCCCAUGAGUGCUACUCUGUCACAAGGGUUAGAGCAAAGCCGGACGCUGCCGCACAGCCUGUUGGGUGGCUCUUCGCGUUCCGGACUUGCCACGGCACAUGGACUCCCUGGACUUGAUGCACCCGUUGACAAAAGAAGCGGUCGUCGAAGCCGUUCACGUUCCAGUACUGGAAGCAGUCCCAAUAGUUACGCACGCAUUCGCAACUUGAGACAUCGACGGGCUGCAGAUAAUUUUGGUCGAGAUGAUCUGCCUUCACCAACUGCAGAUCCCCGUCGUUAUCAUUCACCGAGGUUAGGCGUUGUUGGAAGGACAGAUCCACCAUCCCAGUUUCCCACUGUUAAAUUUGAUGAACUUCGCCGGUAUUCCUGCCGAUUUCUAGUUUCCGUGCGAUGA